This is a messenger RNA of Malaya genurostris, 1001 nucleotides long. RefSeq names its product zip homologous protein 2-like. The record is from RefSeq and is a predicted model, not a curated record. Gene Ontology annotation, molecular function: SUMO transferase activity. NCBI's taxonomy places the organism in Eukaryota, Metazoa, Arthropoda, Insecta, Diptera, Culicidae. Gene Ontology annotation, cellular component: synaptonemal complex. The coding region runs from base 64 to 921 and encodes 285 amino acids. The transcript has a single exon. Gene Ontology annotation, biological process: protein sumoylation; homologous chromosome pairing at meiosis; reciprocal meiotic recombination.
UCGAAACUCGAAUUAUACUUUUUCUCCUGUUUGUAUUUCGAAGUGGCCGGCCAUUCGUAUAAAAUGAUUUUGUUUUGUGAAAUAUGUUUCCGCCGACCGGAGUGUGUGGGAUAUCUUUUUGUUUCAUCCUGUCGACAUAUGUUCUGCCGUCGAUGUGCUAAUAGCGUAACCAACUGCACUGUUUGUAAGAUCCCUUGCCGAAUAAUAGAAUUGCGCAAGGAUGCGCUACCCGAAGCGAUCAAAGACUACUUUAUUCCGGAACAGGAUUUGCUAUCCAAAGUUGUUAAAGUAACAAAAUUUCAACUAGAAAAGCAAGACGCCUUUAUUGCCAAUAAGAUCAGUGUUCUCGAUAAAUAUGCAGCAAAGAAAGAAAAGAUUCGACAACUGAAGGAACAUUAUGAAUCUCUUAAGAAAGCCAUUAACGAAGAAAUGACCAUUAUUAGUAAAAUGCGCCAGCCCGGUAUGCUAAACAACGCACCAACAGAGCCAGUAUCCAUGUCAUCUCAGUCGGUAUCCCUUAGGAUCUCGACUUUGAAGAAAAUGACUCCCACUACAGCGGCUCAGCAAGCAUCGAAACGUACAAGGAUAUCACGAUCGAGCAGUGGCAGCAGCGGAAUUGGAACUGUCAAUGGAACUCCCUGUCAUGCUAGCAGUUCACAAGUUCCAUCAUCCUCCAAGCGCAUUUCUCCUUCACCGAGACCUAGAACAGGAUUUACAUCCAACGAACGCAAAAGCAAGCCAAUAAUCUCCCCGAUUGAAAGCUUUAAGAAACCGGCCGAUCUGGUGUCUUCAGCCCGGCCAGGAAUCUACCGGGAAGCGAUGCGAAAUAUCAGCAAAGCCAUGGAACGACCCAAUCAACCCGUUCUGAAGUUUAGCAACCGUGGAAACGAUAUCGAACGGGCCCGUAAUGUUAUUUUCUAGCGCGAUCGUCUAACAGCUGGACUGGUUUUGAAGCAUAGGAAUUAUGGUGGUGGGAAGAAUUUAAAUUGUACCUACAAAAU